Dermacentor albipictus is the source of this 3302-nucleotide messenger RNA. The record is from RefSeq and is a predicted model, not a curated record. NCBI's taxonomy places the organism in Eukaryota, Metazoa, Arthropoda, Arachnida, Ixodida, Ixodidae.
CAUUGCUGUAUCGGUAUGGUUACCUGAGCGCGUGUGCUGUGAUAAGCUGUGUUUCUGGUGUUCUUGCUAGACUGUGUCCGUUAUUGCUGCACGUUUUUUAUUCAGUCGUUUCUGGCAGCUUUAAUCUUGUGACACCAACUGCUCGAUGGCGUUGAGCAACGUUGUUUCUUGUGGGGACGAAGACCUCGACGAUUUCUUCAUUGUGCUUGCCGCUCAGCGAACAGCGCUGCACAAUAAGCAGAAGGAAGUGCUCCGUGUACUGGAAGAGAUUGAGCAACUUGAACAUGACAGAGAGAACGCUGAGAGACGCUGUCGCCUACUCGUGGCCACCGCUGUUCGACUCUGUUCCCGUGAGCGGCAUGUGUGGUCGCACCCGCGGGCACAAUCUUGGUAUGAAGACACGCUCCCGCAUUUUCCCGAAAGUGUAUUUAAGGAAAACUUCCGACUUAAUAGGGGCACGUUUCGAUAUAUUGUGAGUGUGUGCAAAUCGAUGGCACGGCAAAACACGAACAUGCGCAGAGCCAUCCCUCUGGAGAAGCGCGUGGCGAUUGCUUUGUAUCGGCUGGCUACAUCCGCUGAGGAGCGAACCGUGGCCGAUCUCUUUGGCGUCAGCCGUUCGUCCGUCAAUAUAAUAUUCCGCGAAUUUUGCAGUGUUGUUGUGCGGCGCCUAGAACCGCGGUACGUGCGCUUCCCCUCGGCACAAGGACUAGUAGAGCAUAUGCGUCAGUUCAACGCUGUUACAGGGUUUCCUCAAGGAAUUGGCGCCCUGGAUGGCUGUCAUAUUGAAGUCUGCCCUCCGAAAGAACACGCCGCCGACUACUUCAACUAUAAAGGAUGGUACAGCACCAUUCUUCUCGCUGUUGUUGAUCACCGCUACAGAUUUAUGUACACGAACGUUGGAUCCCCGGGUCGAAUACAUGAUGCGGCAGUAUUCGAGCGGUCACGUCUGCCAAGUGUACUGAGCAGCAAUUUGUUCAGGUUGAAUGCCAAGUCAAUUGAAGGAGUAUCGGUCGGGCCUGUUCUCUUGGCUGAUCAAGCAUUCCCUCUGCAGCCUCACUUGAUAAAACCUUUUGCAAGGCCAGGUCCUACUGGCUCAGUAUCGCAUAUUUUCAAUUAUAAUCUGUCCAGCGCUAGACGUGUUGUGGAAAACGCCUUCGGGCGACUGAAAGCGCGGUUCCGAAUCAUGCAUAAGGGCCUGGAAUGUGAGAUCGAUAACGUGAACCGCAUCAUCCGUGCUUGCUGUGUUCUGAACAACAUAUGUGAGCAGCUAACAGAUCACUGUGAUGCAAGCUGGAUUGAAGCUGCGCGCAGUGAAGAUGUAAGGCGGGCUCAGCCAGUAUGUACAAGCAGUCAUAAUGAGCCACUAGGAGUGGAAGUGAGAGAUGCACUUGCAAAGCAUAUUGCCGCGCGCUGUACCAGCUAAGUUUUGCUACUCACGACACUUUUAGGGAGACACCAUGAGACAGUGACAAGCAUCGGUCUACAAUCUAUAUGCUGCACGAAUUCCAUUUGCACAAUGUGUAAGAAUUGUGCAAGAAGUUGUGUCUACUACAAGCAAGGUCUCACUUUCAGUGCAGUGCUCGAUGAGGAAAGUUUUCUUACGCCAACCACGGACAUUGCUCCUUACUUUUCCAGUGUGUUGUGAACAUUACUUAGCGUGCAGUGUAAAUGUACUCUCUGCUUUGCUUUUCUUGCACUCGCUUGUGUGUCGCUUAUGGCACCGCUUUCGGUAUGUUUUGUAUUGUGAAUGAAUUGUAGACUACAGAAGGCUGGAGUAGAUGACUGCUUUUUAUAUACAAAGUCAAGAAAGGCACCGAUAGAUGGAAGUACACUGUGUGAAUAGAAGUUGUAUAAACAGGGAUAAAAUGCCUCAUAAAGGCUGGCUGGCAUUUCGAUAGGUGGACUUUUAUCUUAUUGAAAGGCUGAUUUACACAUAGUGUGCUUUGUAUAUUUAAAGCAAAAUUGUCUUGUGGCUUUCUCACUGACACAAAUGAAUGCAGGAGUUAAACUUUGCCUCGCCUAUUUAGAAUAAAAAUGAUAGGUCUGGCUUAGACAUUUAGUGUAAACAAGUACAGGCGGAUGUAUGGGACAUCCAAAAUGAGUAUUUUGUUAACGAGUUUGACGAAAGCAAAACAAAAAUCAUGUUUAGUUCCUCCCAUUCAAUCUUUAUUUUGUCUAAAUGCAAAAUAGUUCUUUAUAACCUCCAGGGUGUUUUUGUUAAUCUCAUUGGCUUCCUUUUGGAGCUGCACAAGCUCUUUGCGCAGCUCAAUGGAUUGCUGGGCAUUUUUUUGUGCUCUCUCUUCUGCACGACUGUGAAGCGCCAACACAUCCUGCAAAAGCGAUGACGGCCGCUUUCGCUUUCUGCUGCCAGGUGGGCAGCUGGCGGCAGGGGUUGCAGUGUUCUCGUCUUCGUUUUCAUUUGGUGGCGCAGGGCUGCCUUCCACACUUCCUGUUGUGAAAUGUUCUUCUGCUUCCCAUGAAGCGAUGACUUCAGCGUCAUCAGGCGCUUCAUUAACCUCUGGCACCUGUGUAUGGCAGGAAAAGAUGACGGCACAUACGUGUAAACUGAAAAUGCACCUCUGCAAACUAGUUGCUGGAUCAGCAGCAUGUCUACUUGAAAACCAGUAGACCAACCAGCUGUGUUCUCACAUGUUGCAUGCAGCAUAUUACAUAUUUGCAGCAUUACAUUUGAAAACAAAAAGUUUUCAAUACAAACUGCAUUCUGGCAAAUCAGUUUGCGGAAGCUCGCAAGGUGGAGAAAAUUUCACGAAUGGGAAAAAUUGUCGUCAGCUCUGCAACUUCAUGCUACAGUCAGGUGGAUGACCGUAUUUCUGUUUCACUUCCAGUGCCACUUAAGAUACUGUUAUCACUGAUAUAUAGAAUCCUGCAACAUUGUUUGAAAAACCAUUUCUGCUCUUCACACACUACAAAUGUGCUAUCUACUGCUUACACAUGUGUGGACAUUCUAUGCCAUAUUUAAUUUGAUUAACAAUACUUUCUUUCAAAAUAUAAUACACCUUAAGAUUUUUGUGUGCGUUUUCACUCAAAUUCGUACGCUCUAAUGCAUUUGUGGAAAAAUGCAUAAUGAAGUACCUACAACUUCAGGGAGAUGUUCGCUGUUCCACACAGUCGAGAUACAUGUUUCAACGAAGUGACUGUGCUAUAAGUAGCCAUUUUUAUUGUUUCUCCUUUGAAUAUCUUGUGUCUAAUGAUGGGAAAUCAGUAACUGAUGAUCAUCAGUUACUAAAGUGCAUACAUGUGUUACAAUAUCCUCACAUUAUAUUAAUAAAUUGUAAUUUGCU